AAGAGUGGGGUUGUAGUCGAAGAAUAAACGAAAAAAACGAAACGAAAUCAAUAUAUUUUGCAGUACAUAAAAUCAAAUCUAUAUAUUACAAUACAACUUGAUUUAAUGGAAUUGAAGAGAACUAUUAUCAAAGUAAAUUAGUAAACUUCCGUUGUUAAUUACUGUUUUAUUGUUUGUUUGAGCGUCUACAAAUUUGAAUAUCUACAAAGUAGUAUACAAGCACGAAAGGAAAAUGGCGAGGGAAGAACAUGGUCCUGAAUUCGAUGAUCGCUUGAUAAAGUUGGUCAGGAAGAACUCUGCAAUAUAUGAUGUGUGCCAUCCUCAUUAUCGGCGGACACCAGUUCGUAUGGCAAUAUGGGAUAAUAUUGCUAAAGAGCUGGGGGCUCCAUCACGUUUCUUGCAGACCAAGUGGAAGAAUAUACGCUACAAUUAUCUGCAGGAACAGAAAUGUUUGGAGACGGGAACUAUCAACACAAAUAUAAGAAAAAGGCGUUUUACAGAAGACUUGUCAUUUCUCAAAUAUACAGCCUAUCGCAGAGAUGGUGCCAAUGCUUCUGCUGUGGGCAAUGCAAAAUGGACAUAUAAUGGCUCAGACAACGAUUCCAAUAGUUUUAUGUAUCCUGAUAAUUUAUUAACAGCAGUAUCCAGUACCUAUGAAGUAAUUGAACUAGAUCAAAGCGAUGACGAGGGUAACGGAGACUACAUGACAGAUGUGUCAGCUUUUCUUGCCCCCAUGAAGGAUACUGCAGACGAUUGUCCCGAAGAUCCCUAUGCACAGCCAGAUAACUUUGAUGAUUCGCGAACAGCGAAAAGUCCCACACCAACAACAACCACAGAUGGGAAUCCGAAACAAAGUCGUAACCGCAAUGCGAAGAUAUCACCAAGCCAUAAUACAAAACAAAAUAAAAGUGGAUCUAAUACACCAGAUUCCCACAGAUCAUCGCCGCUUCUUACUCCUUUGAAUUCCACAAACAAUCACAAUGGUGGAACGACAACAGUUAAAAAUGGCGAAACACACAAUUUGGCGAAUGGGAGUACGCCAACAUUAUCGGAAAUUACAAUACAACCGUUGUCGGCGCCAACGUCAUCUACUUCUUCGAGUAAAAAGCGUCCAUCUACUGUUCCGCCCGAAGAAAUUAUGACAAAUGCAGCCAAGAGAAAAGCUACACCCACGCUGCAGCCAAUUAACGAUCCCAUUGAAUUAUAUUGCCUAUCCUUAGUCGACUGUUUGCGAGCCAUGUCAAGAUCCGAACGUGAACGAGUUAAAUUUGAAUUUUCAAAAAUACUCAAGGAUGCUCAAUACAUCGAUCAAGCAUAAAACUAAGCCUAAUUUUAAGUUCUAUACAAACUUUUUUUACCAGUAUUUUGAUGUCAUUAAUUUAGCAAAAUGUACUUGUAGCAAGUAUAGCCAUUCUUUUUUUUUUGCAAAAGUAUCACGAAGCGCAUUGAUUGAACUUUAAAUGUUUGUAUUUACAGUUAAUCAUAAAUUCCACACAUCACUUAGCAUUCUCGUUCGUUUUUUUACUACCAUAUACACAUAAAACUAUGUUCUAUUUAUUUAAUGUAAAUGUAACUUUAUCGUAAACAUCA
This is a messenger RNA of Stomoxys calcitrans (stable fly), 1590 nucleotides long. RefSeq lists its product as uncharacterized. Gene Ontology annotation, cellular component: transcription regulator complex; nucleus. The transcript has 4 exons. NCBI's taxonomy places the organism in Eukaryota, Metazoa, Arthropoda, Insecta, Diptera, Muscidae. The coding region runs from base 233 to 1318 and encodes 361 amino acids. The record is from RefSeq and is a predicted model, not a curated record. Gene Ontology annotation, molecular function: DNA binding. Gene Ontology annotation, biological process: regulation of transcription by RNA polymerase II.